Molecule: messenger RNA, 3882 nt
Organism: Acipenser ruthenus (sterlet)
Lineage: Eukaryota; Metazoa; Chordata; Actinopteri; Acipenseriformes; Acipenseridae
Product: vesicular inhibitory amino acid transporter-like
Exons: 2
Coding region: 421-1989 (522 amino acids)
Biological process (GO): amino acid transmembrane transport
Cellular component (GO): vacuolar membrane
Molecular function (GO): amino acid transmembrane transporter activity
Source: RefSeq, a predicted model, not a curated record
UUGGUGCUGUUGGGGAGCAGAGACGUGGUAUUUGAGGCAAGGGCUAGCAUUGGACAACGUCGUUUUUCCGUGCCGCCCCCCCGGCUCUCUGACACCGCAUCGGCAUCAGUAGUGAACGAACCAACUGUGGGACUCGUGUCGCCACACAGACCGGGCUCCGUCCGUUCAUUAGUCCGUCGCAAAUUAUUUAGCUUCCCUUUCCCCCCUAAACACUUCCAAUAUCCACGAUGCAAGAAUCGAGCUUUCUUUGAAGGUGACAUGUGCCAAGGAAUACUGAAGCGCAGAAGGGCCGCUUUUAACAAGAAUCGGAGAUAUCAAUUGAAGACGUCUUAAUAUCAGUGGCGCGUAUAUACUUGCAGCGUGUUUCUCCACUUUUUGAAAUAGAGUUGAAAUCAGACAUAGGCAUUUAAAAGCGCGACGAUGGCAACUUUGAUCAGGAACAAGCUCUCGAACGCUGCCACCUCGGUGUCUAACAAAUCUCAAGCAAAGGUGAGCGGCAUGUUUGCCAGAAUGGGAUUCCAGGCAGCCACUGACGAGGAAGGGCUCGGGUUCGCCGCCUGCGAUGACCUGGACUAUGAACACAGACAGGCGGUGCAGAUGGACAUCCUAAAAACUGACGAUGUCGGCGUGGGCGCGACCGGAGAGCCGAUGGCGGAAGGGGACAGUCAUUACCAAAGGGACGGGACGGGUCCCCCGCCCUCAGCUUCCAAAGAUGAUGGGAUGUGCGCCGAGCUGGCCAGCCAGGACAGGCCUAAGAUCACGGCAUGGGAAGCCGGAUGGAACGUCACCAAUGCCAUCCAGGGGAUGUUCGUCCUUGGGUUGCCCUACGCCAUUCUACACGGUGGAUAUCUGGGACUCUUUCUAAUCAUAUUUGCCGCAGUGGUUUGCUGCUACACCGGUAAAAUACUUAUCGCUUGUCUAUACGAGGAAAACGAAGACGGGCAGCUUGUGCGAGUGAGGGACUCCUAUGUGGACAUUGCCAACGCCUGCUGCUCCCCCCGCUUCCCCAGACUGGGCGGCGUCAUUGUGAAUGUAGCCCAGCUCAUUGAGUUGGUGAUGACCUGUAUUUUGUACGUGGUGGUGAGCGGCAACCUGAUGUACAACAGUUUCCCCACCUUGCCAGUCUCUCAGAAGUCCUGGGCCAUCAUGGCCACUGCCGCCCUUCUGCCCUGCGCGUUCCUGAAGAACCUCAAGGCCGUCUCCAAGUUCAGCUUGCUGUGUACGCUGGCGCAUUUCGUCAUCAACAUCCUCGUGAUCGCCUACUGCCUCUCCAGAGCGCGGGACUGGGCCUGGGACAAGGUCAAGUUCUACAUUGACGUCAAGAAGUUCCCCAUCUCCAUCGGGAUCAUCGUGUUCAGCUACACCUCGCAGAUUUUCCUGCCCUCCUUGGAAGGCAACAUGCAGAAACCCAAGGAGUUCCAUUGCAUGAUGAACUGGACUCACAUCGCCGCUUGCAUCCUCAAGGGACUGUUUGCCUUGGUGGCUUACUUAACCUGGGCUGACGCCACCAAGGAGGUCAUCACAGACAACUUGCCGUCCACCAUCAGGGCGGUGGUCAACAUUUUCCUGGUAGCCAAGGCCUUGCUGUCCUACCCUCUGCCCUUCUUCGCUGCAGUGGAGGUCUUCGAAAAGUCGAUCUUCCAACAAGGGGACAGAUCUAUUUUGCCCAAUUGCUACGGGGAAGGCGGGAGGUUGAAAUCCUGGGGCCUCUCUCUCAGAUGCGCCCUGGUGGUGUUCACCUUGUUGAUGGCUAUCUACGUGCCCCACUUCGCCCUGCUCAUGGGUCUCACGGGCAGCUUGACGGGCGCCGGGCUCUGCUUCCUGCUCCCCAGCCUCUUUCACUUGAAGUUGUUGUGGAGGAAGCUGCUUUGGCACCACGUCUUCUUUGAUGUCGCCAUAUUUGUAAUAGGGGGUAUAUGCAGUAUUUCAGGCUUCAUCCACUCAAUGGAGGGGCUUAUAGAGGCAUACAAAUACAAUAUCAAUGACUAAACAGAGGCUGGGGUGCAAGCAGUGUUAAUGACACAUUCACUCACGCGCGCGCGCACACACACACACACACGUAAUGAGGCGCCACCCAGAAAGAAGAGUGCAGCUCCAAGUUUAUUAAUAAUAAUAAUAAUAAUAAUAAUAAUAAUAAUAAUAAUAAUAAUAAUAAUAAUAAAUGGAUGAAACAAAAAUAAAACAGAACACAACAUUGCAUUGCAUAUCCAUACAGUGACGUGCGUAAUCGAAACUAGUGGGUGUUUCCUUGCCGUUUUUAUCUUGUCUUCUAUCACUUUGAAAUGACACUCAUUUACAUUGCGUUUUCAAUGCUCUUACAACAGCCUGCAGCUGGCGAGGCCGCAGUGCCAAGGGGAGGGGAGGGGAGGGGGGCCGGGAAUUGUGUCCGGAAUUUGGAACUGGGCGGUUUUUACAGCUGAGAGGAAAAAUGAAUGCCGACAUUCCUACCACGCGCAAAGCUCUUACAGUUAAUUACCGCUCGCAUUCCAAGAACGUGCGGGUGUUGUGCGCAAACCUGUAUUUAAAAAGGGAUAACACCGAUGACAUUCAAAUAAUCCCGACCAUUUCUAUGGGCGGCAGUGGGCGAGGGAAGCAGCUCCGAUAGGACUUCAGAGGAAUAAUAUUGCGCAACAAGAAAUGUGCUUGGCAAGGAUAUAAAUGGACAUGUACAUACACACGUAAAACCGCAUUCAUCUGUAUAAUUAGCAGAGUCUUUGUUGCUUCUUGAGGAUUUAAUGGUCAUAAUGGCUAUGAAAUGAAAUGACACCCAGUGGCCUGAUAAACACUCAAAGCACCCAUACAAGCGCAGGCCACACACAGUCACCCUGCCCAUAACCCAUAUAAGCGCAUCGCAGGCCACACACAGUCACCCUGCCCAUAACCUUAAUUCAUCAUGUCCAGGUACCCUGAACUCUGACAUGCAUGAUCAAACAUUGCUAUAAAAUAAUUGUGACUGUGCAUUGUUUUUGAGAAUUACUUUGCUAUUGUUGAAACAGAACAAACAUCACAAUGUGAUGCAUAGUGCCCAAAUAAGACAGCUGGGCUUGUUUCUACAGCACUGAAGAAUCACCCUGGAUUGCAUUAACCAUCCAUUCUGUAGGAGUAAUCACGGAGGCUGAUGCAAUGCUUCACCAGUGCAGUAAAAUGCUCUAAUGCGCCCAGCUGUGGUUUAUCACAGCAGGGUAGACGACAGCUUCCGCUUCACACAGAGAACAAAACUGCUACAACAUACACGCACUAUGCACUAGUACAUAUACAAGGGAGGUGCACUUCGUGAAACCAAUGGGGAACUACCGCGUCUUUACCAAACACGAACAACAGAGCGGUCAAACAGUCAAGACGCGCAGGCAGCCCCAGACGCUUCUAUUGCUGUUAAACUGCACACACCAUUGUCGCUUUGUUUUGGGUCCUUUGAUUACAUGUUUUCCUUCACAGGUGCAGAAAUUCUUAUUAAAAAAGUGGAAACCGCAAGAAAACACACCACAUUCUUAACUACUCACACAUUGAAUUCGGUUAAAAGAAACAAUGGCUUAUGGAAGUAUACAUUAUAAAAGAAUAAUAGUCCCAGAGGAAAUGCUUCUAUAUGCAUCCACGGAAAUCUCUGAUUAAACUGCGCUUCCCAUUCUGAUAAUGUCGUUUAUUUCUUUAUUUCUUUAUUCACAUGCCUCCAGCUAAUGUAAGAUGAUCUUUAAGCUUUUUAAAAUGGAAUUUCCUUCAAAUGUUUGGAUCAAAGAAUUACGGACAUUUUUCAUUCUGUGCAAUCUACCGGAUCUGUGGAAAUGUUUUUAAAAACGUAUGUGUGGUGUUAUUGUGGUUUAAAAAAAAAAAAAAAAGAUGGAAUGUAUAUCACAAAAAAUAUCUUUAAACGUAUAUCGUGACAAA